AUGCUCGACCUCACACAGGCAUUUGCCGGCUGCCCCCCUUCAAGUCUCAGUUUCCUUCACCUGCCUCGCGAGACACUCCUGCUAUACCCGUUCGCUGAUUCCGUCGUCAUCUUCAAUGCCCGCACCCUCGCGUUCAUCCGCGCCCUGGCGUUGUGGGAGGUCUUUCCGUCUACCCGCAACACAUUGCAGUCGGUGCAAUGUUUGACUGUGGAGAACAGCAUGAAGUUGGUCGUGGCUUCGUUGGGCCGUAGGGUUGUUGCGUGGUCCCUGUCAGGCAAGCGGCACGACUACUGGCGUGUUCACUCUUCUUUGUCGCUUCCGGAGGACCAGCAAGUGACGGCACUCAACUGCAUGUCCGGCUUGCUUGCAGUCGGCACCCGGACUAGUCUAUCUGUCUACACACUAAUCCUAGAGAACGACCUGCCCACAUGGUCUCUGAAAUGGUCUUCUGAUGUUCCUACCCUCUCCCGCGUGCGAUACUCGCCAUCACUCAUGUACAUUGCUACUACAUCGCUGAACGAUAAUGUGGUGCGGACGUACUUGACCACGACCGGUCGUCAAACCCAAGCUUUACCCCAUCCACGGCCAGUGAUUGAUCUCAUAUGGCGCAACUCUCCAACAUCAAGCCGAGAUGAUCCCAUCCUGUAUACUAUCACAUCUGACGCGACAUUACGCAUAUUUAUGCCGGUCAUCGACUCCCCGCAAUACCUGCAACUACAUACCGCUCUGGAUACGUUCUCGUCGCUACCAUUUGCUGUGGCAUGCAAACAGUCACGCUCAAGUGUCUUUUGGCUCGACCGCGAAAUCGUGAGCCAUGCUUUGGAAGCAACUAUAGAAGAUCCGACGUUGACGGAGGAAGAUGCUCGAAGGCGACGUGUACGCGAGAUCGCGGAAGAAGGGUGGGACAUCUUCUUGCGAGUGCUGGAGGACGGUUCCAUUGUUGUACAAGCCGUCGCGAACAUCGACCGACGGCCUCCAACCCUCCUCAAGCAUUUUGCUCUGCUGGAGACAGCUCCGAAGAUAGUGCCGGGUCCACCCCAUCGUCUAUAUGUCGUCCCCAAUUUGUCACGCGGGUCACUGACGCUUGUAACUUCGCCGCCAUUGACAACGUACGACCUUCCACUGCUGUCGUUCUUAGGCACGCGGGAGUCGAGAUUGACGCAUUUAGCCUCCGGCGCCGACCAUGCGCACAUCGACGUUCUGGAAGCAGACGACUCGCGAGCGGAGAUUGUCCAAUAUGCCAGAACACCGAACGGCGAAGGGUCAGGUAUUUUGGAGAGCACGGCGAAGUGGUCCGACGACGACAGCCACGUUGAUCUGUUUGUGGUAAUCGACGCAGGCCACAAUUACGCAACAUACUCCAAAGCGUCCAGUCUCUUAACUCUGCAUACAAACCCGCCUGCCACGCUCACCGUGCCUCCUCUCACUCGUCUCUUCGCUUUAUCCGCUCCCCAUGCAUACCGGACGCGAACAUUGGUUGGGGUUGCAACCUCGCAAGAAGUGCUACUGAUUUCUGCGGUUCUGUCGGGCCCAACACCGUCUUUGAGACUCAUAUCGCAAGGCUCCCUUCCUCUGCCGUCUCCUUCAAAAACAAUCAUUCCAGUCGACCCAAUGGCAUGGGUCGGUCAGCUUGGAGCCAGGACACCGGUAGAACACGACGUGUUGUUGAGUGUAUCGGAAGACGGCGAUCUUACUUUCUGGAGACCGGAAAUCAACUUGCACUCUCCGAGUAAUGGAUAUGUUAUCGACGGCAAAAUGGAGAAGCAGACAGUCUGGAAGUGCACAGGUCAUGUACGGACACGGCGCAAGGGGUUCAUCAAAGCGAGCUGUAGUUCCGCCAAGAAGUCUGUACUAAUCGCCCCGACAGCAGAAGGUGAAGAACUUACGAUAUGGGACUCUCAGGAGUCAGAGUUCUCACUUGGGCUAGAGUAUCGUCAGAUCAUCGAUCCUGCAGAUCCUGUCCGAGACUUGGACUGGACGGCAACGCCAGAUAAUCAGUCCAUCCUAGCGGUUGGAUUUGCUCACAGAAUCGAGUUACUAUGUCAACAACGCGCGACCUACUUCGACGAAAUUCCGGGAUGGGGUGUUUGCUGGAGGAUUGACAUGGGCAGGACACUUCUUGUAGGCGCGGGACAUUUCCAGUUCAUGUUCGGGCAAACACCGCUAGCUGGAGAACGUGCUGUGCAGACGGAGAGCCUGUUUGAGCAUGUGGCCCGAUUGAACGGGCCUCUCGACGACUACAAUCCACAGAUGAUUCUGCAAUGUCUCCUCUGGGGUAAAGUAGAACUUGUCAAAGAAGUUAUCGUCAACCUCGCACGCAAUAUUGAUUCUGCAAGCGAACAUCAGAAAUGGCAGACUAUCCCCAUCGAGCGAUACCUGCAGAAAGAUAGCGGAGCCAUGACGAGAUCAAGGAAGAGUGAGCCUGUUCCCCCAAGUGUCUUGCUAAAGUCAUUAAUUGACGUUUCAAGUGACGACGACGACGACCCGUUCUCGUCACAAAUGGUCCGGAACCUCCUAGGACGUCUUGAAGAUCACCCCAUACCUCACUUCACACCAUUGGAGAAUGUCUCGCUCAUGGAGCUGAUCCAGACCACGCUAGAGGUGCUACAACGAGCCCUGGAUCCCAAUGGCUUGCGCUAUUUGCUCUCCAUGCGAUACUUCUACAACAUCAACCGUAGAGCAUCGGAACCUAGCUCUCCCUCCUCCGGCAUCAACGGCGCUGAUGAGAUGAAUGGAGUCAAUGGGAUCAACGGUACGACUGAUGCGACAUACAACGGUCGCCUGCGUCGACGAGAGCGUCUGCGAUACCGCGACAUGAUCUGGGCGUUCCAUAGCGAAAGUCAAGACCUGCUGCUGUCCACGGCCAACACGGCAUGCGGCGGGAAGAUGUGCUGGCCCGACGCGAGGGCGCUAGGCGUAUUCAUGUGGAUUCGUUCCCAGGAGAGGAUGAGAGCCCACAUGGAAGUCGUCGCUCGGAACCAAUACAUGGCAGGGGACAACCGCGACCCAUCUGCAUGCAGCUUGCUCUACUUCGCCCUUGGCAAGGUCAAGCUCGUUCAUGGGCUUUGGCGCCAGGCUGUUUGGCACAAAGAACAGCAAGCCAUGCUAAAGUUCCUGAACAACGACUUCACCCAGCCCCGGUGGAGAACGGCCGCUCAAAAGAACGCGUUCGCACUGCUUAGCAAGCGUCGAUUCGAAUACGCUGCCGCGUUCUUCCUUCUCGGCGGAAGCUUAAAAGACGCCAUUACUGUUUGUCUCAAGAAUAUCGGUGACUGGCAAUUAGCGGUGGCCCUUAUCCGCGUGAUGGAGGGCGACGACAGCGCCCUCCUGAAAGACAUCCUUGACAACACUGUGAUCCCUCUAGCCUUCAAAGAUGGGAACCGGUAUCUCGCAAGCUGGGUGUUCUGGAUGCUCCGUCGACGAGACCUGGCGGUCAGGAUACUGGUGAUGCCGUUGCAAGACGUCGCAUCUGAGCUCGAAGUGUCCAUUCCCGUGAUCGGAGACCCGCAUUACGAUGACCCUAGUCUCGCGCUGCUGUUUUCCCAGCUCAAGGCCAAGACGCUCCAAACCGCUCAGGGCACCAGCGAGAUUUCGGGUCGCACCGAGUUCAACUUCGUCCUGCAAACUGCCCGCGUCUUUUGCAAAAUGGGCUGCCACGCACUGGCGCUGGACAUGGUACGCACCUGGUCCUUCCAGCGACCUUCGACCGUCGUCCGCGACAGCGCACGAGCGUUGCGCCGGCCACCGAGUCCCGUCUCGACACGCUUCGCUCUCGAACCUGCCUUGCGGCGCCAGUCGUCCAUCUUGAUCGACAUUGACGUUUCCACUGCGCCGCCGACCCGACACGCGUCGCCCUCGAGCUCCCCUACCUGCGGUGUCUCGCCUGUGACCCCGAUGAAAGUGAAGGAGGAGUUGAAAGAGGAAGGGGACCUUGUUGCGCGGAAGGCUGGGAUCGGGAGUCUGAUGAAGUCGGCCAAGCAGGACGUGAAAGUGCCCGAGUUCGACAUGGACGCGUUCUUUUGA
Epithele typhae is the source of this 4023-nucleotide messenger RNA. RefSeq names its product RAVE protein 1 C terminal-domain-containing protein. The transcript has 20 exons. The record is from RefSeq and is a predicted model, not a curated record. Gene Ontology annotation, biological process: vacuolar acidification. NCBI's taxonomy places the organism in Eukaryota, Fungi, Basidiomycota, Agaricomycetes, Polyporales, Epitheliaceae. Bases 1 to 4023 code for a protein of 1340 amino acids. Gene Ontology annotation, cellular component: RAVE complex. Gene Ontology annotation, molecular function: protein binding.